Molecule: messenger RNA, 2767 nt
Organism: Zootermopsis nevadensis
Lineage: Eukaryota; Metazoa; Arthropoda; Insecta; Blattodea; Termopsidae
Product: multicopper oxidase 3
Biological process (GO): iron ion transport
Cellular component (GO): plasma membrane
Molecular function (GO): oxidoreductase activity; copper ion binding
Source: RefSeq, a predicted model, not a curated record
UGUUACUUAUCAGGUGGGAAAAAACUUGCAUAAAUUAACUUUCACGUAGAAUAGAAGUUCAGUUUUCCUGUAGUUGCCAAGGUGCUGUGAAUCCAAUUGGACUGAACUGACAGGGCAAUGCUUGCGAGAGGGAACUGUAUCCGGGUCGGAAUGAUUCUCGGUAUCUUCUUCUUCUUAACGAUACUUGGCCUAGGUGAUAAUAAGUUGAAUCAGUAUCUGCAGCCUGACGACGUGGACGACCACGAUUUCCCUCCGCCUAAUGACGUUUCCUGCGUCAGGGAGUGUGUGGAAGACGAACCACCUCGCACAUGCUACUACCGGUUCCUGCUGGAACAAUACAACGUCCUGAACGCAGCUUGUGGAAACUGCCCAGACAACAUCACAGCGUGUUUCCAGCCACAGUGCGUGACUGCAAAUGGCUAUGAGCGUGGGAUUCUGACUGCGAACAGACGAUUGCCGGGACCAGGUAUACAGGUAUGUCUGGGAGACAGGGUCAUUGUAGACGUCACAAACACGAUGCCUGGAAGGGAAACGACUCUGCAUUGGCACGGGAUCUUCCUAAAGGGCCAGCCCUACAUGGACGGUGUUCCUAUGAUCACGCAGUGUCCCAUCCACGAGCAGGAAACUUUUCGCUACGACUUCUAUGUCAACAACGCAGGGACAUUCUUUUGGCAUUCACACGACGGAUUUCAGAAGAUGGGCGGAUUGGCAGGGACCCUCGUUGUUAGACAACCUAAGGUCCACGACCCCAACAGCCAAUUGUACGACUAUGAUCUACCGAGUCACGUGAUGCUGAUAUUAGACUGGUACUACCUAGAUGCCGAUCAACACUUCCCAGGACUCUUGACCCAUGACAAGUCGCAGGAUGCGAACUCGUAUCUUAUAGGUGGCCGAGGGCGUGACAAGAAGUCAGAGAAAGGGUUGAAAACCCCCCUCGCCGUAUACCGGGUGUCCCGAAGAAAGAGAUAUCGUUUUAGGAUAAUCGGAGCCCUCUGCUCUCAAUGCCCCGUCAGAGUGAAAUUUGAGGGUCACCAAAUGCUCGUCAUAGCAACAGAUGGAAACGCUGUGCAGCCCAUACUGGUCGAUUCUGUUGUGUUAGAAGCAGGAAUGAGGGUGGACGUGGUGAUGGAUGCUUCUCAGCCAGUCGGCUCCUACUGGAUCCGCGUGCAGGGCUUGGCACAGUGCUCUUGGGUGGGCGUGGAGCAAGUGGCAGUGCUGAUAUAUGAGGGCUCCAACACAACGGAACCAGACAGGCAGCCGGUGAAACUGCCUUAUCUUCCACAGAGCAAGGAGCUGAACGCUGAGAAUGGGACCUGCGGCCCUGGGCAACAAGGGAUCUGCAUUCACCAGCUAACAGGCGUCGUCUCUGUCCCUGAAGACAUCCUCAAGCCCCAGCCAGACCUGAAUUUGGUCUUGAAGUUCGACAUGCAUUACUACUCCUCUGACGAACUAUUUCGCUCAGGAACAUACAACAGAUAUCAGCAGCCAGCACGUGGAGAUCGACGUCUGACAGGUGAAAUCAACAACAUAUCAAGCGUUCUCCCUUCGUCGCCGGUGCUGAGCCAAUGGGAAGACAUUCCACCAGAAGAAUUCUGUCCCCUGACACCUGAUGGAGCUCCACACUGUAACAGGUCCAACUGCCACUGUCUGCACUUCAGACGCAUUCAAUCAGGGGCAAUAGUUCAAAUCGUACUGCUUGAUCAGUCGGUAUAUGGAGGCGUAAACCAUGCGUUCCAUUUGCAUGGCCAUAAGUUCGUCGUUCUUGCUAUGGGAGUUUUUAAGAAUGAGUCGAAUUUGGACACCGUGCUGAAGGAGUUCAUGGCGCGCAACCUGAGUGAGUCCACCGUCCCUCCAUUUGUUGACACCCUCGGUGUCCCCAGUAAGGGAUACGCCAUUGUUCGCUUCAAGGCGGACAAUCCAGGUUACUGGAUGUUUCACUGCCAUGUCUUGAUUCAUCAGGAGACAGGCAUGUUCAUUCUGUUUCAAGUUGGCAACAGAACAGAUCUUCCAACUGUACCUGAAGAAUUCCCCAAAUGUGGCAAUUACAUACCUUCUGUUAGUUAUUCAAAGUCGUCUGGGACUUGUAAUUCGAAAAUAUCUGUGACAUACAUAAGUGCACUUAUGACAUGCUUAUUUUUACUAUAUAAUAAACCACUUGUUAAUCUUUAUUCGCCCUUCUAAACACUGGUCUCCAUCAAUUCCUGUUAAUGUGUUUGCAUAAUAACGUAUAAUCUCUAUUCUUGAAUAAAAUCAAACAGUUUUUAAAUAAAAAUAAAUGUGGAGACGAUCUUUUUUUCAUAGGACGAAAAACGCAUUAAAUUCCUUAAAUUGAGAAUCACGAAAUGGAGAAAAAUAAUACAUUUGAUACGCAAUGCUUCGGCUGGGACUACAGAAAUGACACCCAAAUUUGACAAAAUCUUCGAUGUUUAACCUAAAAUCGGGGUUUCGUAACAAAUAAGUAGUACUAAUGUCUUUAACGGGUGCAUCUCGUUCGUAGGACGAAAAAUGUUAAUGUAGAAUAGAACAGAAGGAGGCAGAAACUGAACAGUUUUAACCGGACAUGUAACUGUUUCGUUCAGAUCUAUUAUUAAACACUAAAUUAUGAAGUGUAACGAUUUAUUUAUAUAUAAGCAAAUUUUACAUCGUCCUCAUAUUACAGAGGCGAUGUGAGAUUGCGUCAGUGUGACGUUCAUAAUGGCAUUUAUUUGUACAAAUUUUGUGUUAAUGAAAGCAAAUCGGAACAAUAAAAGAAAGAGACAAACUUUAA